AUGGCCAACCGAGGCUACGAUGCAGUAGUGGAUGUUGAUGCUGAGGGUGACCUUGGCCAUACGGACCUUCAAGAAGACCUUGAAUUUCAUUCCUCAAAUUUCGAUGAGACACCACGCAACGCAAAAGGCCACCCAGAUUCCUCAUCUUUCCUCGCCGGCUCAUCUUCUCGACAAGGGGGCGGGUCAGGAGGCGCAGGUUCCAAUGCGAAGAUCUGGAGUAUAGCAUAUUACAACCGAUACUUCGACGUCGACACCUCAGAGGUCUUCCGACGAUGUGUUUCGACUCUCUACCCAAGAUCCAAUUUCCUCGAUGUUCUGGAUGGGAACCCCGAUCUAUACGGACCGUUUUGGAUUGCUACAACUGUGGUAGUAAUUCUUUUCCUGACCGGUACUGUCUCUCAGUAUCUGGCGAGGAAAGGCAGUCACCAUUUCGAGUAUGAUUUCCGCCUCCUCUCCGGUGCUGCUGGACUUAUUUACGGCUACACUUUCAUAUUGCCCGUUGCUUUAUGGGGGGCUUUACGUUGGUUUGGAAGCUCUAGUGCGGAUUUGAUUGAGUGCUGGGCGCUCUACGGAUAUGCCAAUUUGAUCUGGAUUGUCGUUGCAUUAGUGAGCUGGAGUCCGCUUACUGCGCUGAAUUGGGCGCUUGUUGGAGUUGGCUUUGGCUGGACGGUGUUCUUCCUGCUGAGGAAUCUUUAUCCGGUACUAAGUGCUACGGAUAUGAAGACGAGCAAGAUAUUGCUUAUUGUGGUCAUAGUGCUUCAUGCAGCCUUGGCUAUUGCCAUUAAAGUGUUGUUUUUUGCUCACGGAAGUUAUGCGAAGAAGCAUGACGACGACCACGAUGACAAGCAUGAUAAGGGUAACAAGCAUGAUGACAAGGACAAACACUCGCGCUUUUAA
Messenger RNA from Trichophyton benhamiae CBS 112371, 897 nucleotides. RefSeq lists its product as uncharacterized. Lineage: Eukaryota; Fungi; Ascomycota; Eurotiomycetes; Onygenales; Arthrodermataceae. The record is from RefSeq and is a predicted model, not a curated record. Gene Ontology annotation, molecular function: small GTPase binding. The transcript is spliced from 4 exons. Gene Ontology annotation, biological process: vesicle-mediated transport. Bases 1 to 897 code for a protein of 298 amino acids. Gene Ontology annotation, cellular component: membrane; Golgi apparatus.